This is a messenger RNA of Staurois parvus, 310 nucleotides long. Lineage: Eukaryota; Metazoa; Chordata; Amphibia; Anura; Ranidae. The record is from the annotation of a GenBank genome assembly.
AUGUCAGCAUCAUCUGAUAAGAAUGAAGACGGAUGGGAGUCACAUGACUGAGAUUAUAUUAAACCUCACCCUGGAGAUCAUCUACCUGCUGACCGGAGAGGAUUUUACCAUUUUAAAAAAAUCUGGUGAGCGACUGACACCCAAUUUACAUCCCCAUGUUUCCAGAAGAUGGAGCAGAAACCAUGACAAGAAGAUUCUAGAAGUCACUCAGCAGAUCAUUGAGCUGCUGACGGGAGAGGUUCCUAUAAGGUGUCAGGAUGUCACUGUCUAUUUCUCCAUGGAGGAGUGGGAGUAUCUAGAAGGACACAAG